Molecule: messenger RNA, 888 nt
Organism: Pyricularia grisea
Lineage: Eukaryota; Fungi; Ascomycota; Sordariomycetes; Magnaporthales; Pyriculariaceae
Exons: 1
Coding region: 1-888 (295 amino acids)
Cellular component (GO): cytoplasm; nucleus
Source: RefSeq, a predicted model, not a curated record
AUGAAUAGAAUACUGGUCCUUCAUGGUGUGGGAACCUCCGCAUCCAUGAUGCAGGACCAACUCGGCCCUAUUGCGAGGGAAUUAGGACCGUGCUUCGAGUUCGUCUAUCUCAACGGUGCCAUCGAGCGCACCCGGGGACCUGGCGUCAGCCCUUUCCAACCUGGUCCUUUCUACUCAUACACAAACGCAUACUCGCCGGCGGACAUCCGAGACGCCCUGGACGACCUGCAACACUUUAUCGAAACGAGCGGGCCCUUUGACGGCGUCCUCGGCUUCAGCCAGGGGGCCUCCAUCGCCGUGGCCUACCUGAUGGACCACCAACUGAGGCACCCGGAAGCGGCGCCCCCUUUCGAUUUCGCCGUGCUUUUUUCGUCGGUGGCGAGUUUUUCCCCCGACCCGGCCUCCCACGAGUCCAUCGUUGCGUCGCUGGUGGGCACCGAGGAGGGCCGGGCGGCGGUCGAGAACUUUCCGCGCGGCGACUUCUCGACCCUGCCGCCCAAGGCACGUAUCUACACCGAGCAUCUGGCGCUGGCGUACGCGGUGGGCCGCGAGAUCGGCGCGCUCACCCAUGACGACGACCUCGCCAUCUUCCGCAGCGGCGACCCCAACCAGGUCCCGCGUCUGCUGCACCCGCUCCUGACGCCACACCGCAUCCGCGUCCCCACCGUCCACGUUACCGGCAGGGCCGAUCUACCGGCCAUGCUCGAGCAGUCCCGCCUCGUGUGUGAGUUGUGCGACCAGUCCUCCGCCCGCGUCUAUAGACACGACGGCGGCCACAGCCUCCCCGUGAAGCCCAAGGACGUCAAGGCCGUCGUCGCGGCCAUCGACUGGGCCAUCUCCGAGGGCAUGCAUCGUCGGACGGUCUAUCGGGCUUUGAACAGGCUCUGA